CGGCUCGGGGCGGAAAUGCCCUGCGCCAGUCGCUCCCCAGCCGCCAAACGCUACGCUUCCGAGCCUCCCGGGCCGCGUCAUCAGGAGAACUCCCGCGGCGAUUGGGUGGUUGGUGGGGCGGGGGCGGGACUAAGAGGGCGGAGGGGCGGAGCCUCCAUCAGGCCCCACCCCCGGCGCGGGCCCCGCUCGGCUGAGUGCCGCCCUGCCGGAGGGAACGCUGACCAUGGCUAUGACCCUGGGGUACUGGGACAUCCGGGGGGGCCCGACUUUGACAGAAGCCAGUGGCUGAACGAGAAAUUCAAGCUGGGCCUGGACUUCCCCAAUCUGCCCUACUUGAUUGACGGGACUCGCAAGCUCACCCAGAGCAAUGCCAUCCUUCGCUACAUUGCUCGCAAGCACAACCUCUGUGGGGAGACGGAGGAGGAGAAGAUCCGCGUGGACAUGCUGGAGAACGAGGUGAUGGACACGGGCAAUCAGCUGGCAAGGGUCUGCUACAGCCCUGACUUCGAGAAACAGAAGCCUGAAUACUUGAAGGCGCUCCCUGAAAAGAUGAAGCUCUUCUCUCAGUUCCUGGGGAAGAAGUCGUGGUUUGCGGGGGACAAGCUCACCUACGUGGACUUCCUGGCCUACGACGUUCUUGACCUGCACCGCACGUUCGAGCCCACGUGCCUGGAUACGUUCCCGAAUCUGAAGGACUUCAUCGCCCGCAUCGAGGGCCUGGAGAAGAUCGCUGCCUACAUGAAGUCCAGCCGCUUCCUCCCAGCACCCAUUUACACAAAGAUCGCCGUGUGGGGCAACAAGUAGUGCCCAGAAGUGCAGGGCAGGGCAUGGGUGCCAGGAGCAAUCCGGGCCUGGAGAGCAGCUGGUCCUCCCUGAACCCGCGGAACCAGCUGCCUUGUUCUUUUCUCCCUUUCCUCCCUUCACCCCCACUCAGGACCCCCCAUCCCAGUUCACCAGGACUUUAGACUCUCCAGCACCCCUGUUCCGUGAAGGCUCCCCCUGACAUUGUCCCUCUGCACAAGGCCAACCGGACUGACGUCCCUUCGGGAGUUGCUCUGUUUUGAGGAGCCCGAUUGGAGCCCUGGCCCGUGGAGGUCAGCCCUGAGCCCCCCCCCCUCUGCUCUGAGACCAGGAGUGCCUGUGCGCAGGCUCUGCUCCCGGGUGGCCCCCCGCCCAGCUGCCUGAGCCCCGGGAAGCCUGGUCACACCCGCUGUGGCCCGUCUGAUUCCCUCCUGGCCUCCGAGCUCACUCUCCAGCAGGCCCUGCUGCGCCUCGGGGUCUGCCCGGGGGAGCUGGCAGGGGCGGGUCCUUGGGGAUCUGGGUGAGACGUCUUGUUCCCAUUGCCGACAGCUUCGGAGCAGGACACGCCACGGGCUCUGGAACAUGUUCCUGUGGAGGUGGCACAACGGGCCACGGAUCACAGCGGGACUUCAAAGGCCGCCGGGGCCACUCAGACCCCAGAGCACACAUGUGUCAGGGUCCGGGCUUGGGGCCGGAAUCCGUGGGCCUGGACCGCUGAGGGUCUGCCAGGCCCACACUGCGGUCCUGCGGGGAGUCCCCAGGCUCCCGACGGAGCUCCCCACCCCACAGGCAGCUGGGCCCUCAGCGGCCACCUCUUCCCGCUGCACUCCCCCCCCCCCCCCAGCACCCCCUCACACGCCCUGUGUGACCCCGUGCUCCGGGUUCUGAUCCGGUUAGCAUCGGGGAUGCCUAGGACAGUUCUGGGGCUGCGCUCAAUACCCGGCCUCUCGGCAGGGGCUGGUUCUGGAUUUUCAUCAACAACUGCACCCAUAAAGCCGAAUGAUUAAUUUUCA
Molecule: messenger RNA, 1814 nt
Organism: Pipistrellus kuhlii (Kuhl's pipistrelle)
Lineage: Eukaryota; Metazoa; Chordata; Mammalia; Chiroptera; Vespertilionidae
Product: glutathione S-transferase Mu 1
Exons: 7
Coding region: 16-804 (262 amino acids)
Biological process (GO): glutathione metabolic process
Molecular function (GO): glutathione transferase activity
Source: RefSeq, a predicted model, not a curated record